Siniperca chuatsi (mandarin fish) is the source of this 4031-nucleotide messenger RNA. RefSeq names its product zinc finger protein 665-like. The record is from RefSeq and is a predicted model, not a curated record. The coding region runs from base 991 to 3777 and encodes 928 amino acids. NCBI's taxonomy places the organism in Eukaryota, Metazoa, Chordata, Actinopteri, Centrarchiformes, Sinipercidae. Gene Ontology annotation, molecular function: DNA-binding transcription factor activity; telomeric repeat DNA binding; RNA polymerase II cis-regulatory region sequence-specific DNA binding. Gene Ontology annotation, biological process: regulation of telomere maintenance via telomere lengthening; telomere capping; regulation of transcription by RNA polymerase II. The transcript has 6 exons. Gene Ontology annotation, cellular component: shelterin complex.
AUGUCCAUAUAUAAUUAAUUCUGUAAAGGCUCUAAUAACUCGUCAUCUACUAUCUACAAAAAAUACUAACUGGAGGGUCCAAUAUGCUACAGAGAUGAGAUAUUAGGCACUUGUCUACAGUGGUGGAAUGUAACUACUCAAGUACUAUACUUGCACAACUUUGAGGUACUUUACUUUGAGUGCUUUCUUUCUGCUACUUUAUACUUCAACAACACUACAUUUUAAAAGGCAAAUAUUGUACUUUUUUACUCCACUAAAUUCAUUUGACAGCUACAGUUACUAGUUACUCUGCAGAAAAAUAUAAUACACAUAAGACUAUUUUAUAAAGUAUGGUGAAUUGUUGAUCAAACUACCGUAUCAACAAUAUCAGUAUCAAAGUAGUUCAAAUUAGCUCCACCUCCACCAGCUAUAACAGAAAAUGCUGCACAUUAUGUAAUAAUCAAUUCAUAAAAUACUGUAUAGAAUUCUUUAACACAGACAGUGGCCAUUCUGCACAAGAGGUACUUUUAUUACUUAAAUUUUGCUGAUAAUACUUUUACUCGUAAUGAAGACCAUAGUAGUAUUGCUCCUUUCAGGUUAAGGAUCUGAAUGAUCUGAAUUGCUCAAGGUGCUUGAGCAGAGCAAAUGUUAGAUUCCAACUGAAUGCAUUAUUUGUUUUAAGGAUAACUGUCAGACAAUUCCAAUUCCAUAUAUCAGGUUAGGGCAAGCACCUAACACUUGACCUCACCAUUCGCAGACUUGUAUUCUGCCCAUACAUCCAAUUCUUAUAUAUGGUACUAUUGGUGAUAGGUUUCAGAUGACGGGGUAUGUCACUCACGGCCACACCUCCACCAAACCCCCCAGGAAGUGCAGCGUGCUUUGAAGCCAAUUUGACAUAGUGGCCAAACCGUGUAAUUACAACUUCCGGGUCCGUCCAAAUGAUGCACACUGGCCCCACAAGACUUUUUCCCAUAGACUUACACUGUGAAAGAGACGUCUGUAAAUCAGCGGAUGCUUUUUUUGAGGUAUGGGCCGCGCAGAUGCGGAAGCUGUGUGGAAGAUCCAGGCAACUUUAUACUCGUGGUGCUAGAGUUGUGCCGCAAUGAUGAUUUCGCCAGCCCUCAGGCCAUCCAGCCUCAUCUGAGCCGCAUAAACACCUACAUUACAAACCAGGAUAAAGAGACUUCCAGUUCUGAGGUAAAAGCAUCAGUGACAAACUUCCUGAAGCUUGUUCACACUCUAGUGGACAAUCAAUGCCAGAGGAAUAUCUUUUAUCAGACAAUCUUCCCAACAGUGUUCGGCCCUAAAUACGACUCAGCCCUGCAAGCUCUAAUGAGAAAAUUCCUCUUCAAUCUGCAGAAGCUGCUGCCUGUUCCAAACCUUGAGCAAACUUCCCUUUGGCUCAGUCUCUCCCCUUCUAUCUUGAAAGAGUGUGUAGACUUCAUGAAUCAACCCGAGCCCCUGAAUACACUCAUUCAGCAUCACAAACAUCUUGGGCACAAAGUUCCACAAGCUUUGUCUUCCUCUGGUGAUGAUUGCAUCCUUUCCAGCCUGUCCUAUCACCUACCAAAGGUGGACAAUGACGAGAGAGACACACUUGUCAAAUCUGGAUACGUGUGUGUCUCACAAGAUCGGAAGAGAGAUAACUCACUGGCCAGUGAGUCAAAAAAGGACAAAGAAGAAAACUUUAAGGAGAUAAAUUCAGAAUUGAUGAGGAAUGUAGAGAGAAAUAGACAGCAGCAUGUUGAUGAUCUGACUGAAGACGAAGGAGCCUCUGUAGAAGUAAUUCUUCAACCUUUUGAUGAAAGUGAGUCUAAUGAUGAUGACGAUAUGGACAAAAAAUGGUGUCACCGUUUGAAAACCUCCGCAAAAACCUUCAAGUGUCUUGUUUGUGGCAAAGAUUUUGGUUCCCUUAGCAAACUAAAGAGGCACAGGAUUACCCAUAGUGGUUGCUUUACAAACAGAAUGAGUCAGUCAAAUUCUGCGUGCCAAAGUAGCUUUUUUGACAAGAUAAAUUUACAUCCUAAACCAAAGACUUGUAUUGAGAAUGAUGCCGCUAGAAGUGAGCCUGAGCUUUCAUCACUGGCAAGUGCCACAACACAUAACCCAUUAAAUGUAAAUAAUCUUCCAAACUUUGAGCAGUCUAAUGAUGACUAUAGUCUUGUCUGUCAUGUUUGUGGCAAGGUUUUCACUUACCCAAAGAAUUUUGACAAACACCAGAGGAUGUGCAUGGUCAGUAGACAAGCAGAGACAGACCCACAGUGUUCCACAAGCUUAGCUCAUCACUGCAAACCAAACCAUGCUGAUAAGACCAAAGAGUUUCUCCCUAGUGAAACUGAAACUGGGUCUUCAAAUGUUGUACCCCAUGAACCAAUAUCUUCUGACUCACCACAAGAGCAAACGUGUAAAAGAAGCAGUCGGGUCAAACAAUGCUCCGUAUGUGGGAAAACAUUUACCUGUUCUACUGACUUGACGAGGCACAUGAGAUGCCACACUGAACAGAGUCCUUACCUUUGUUUUUAUUGUGGGAAAGACUUUGACAGCUACGAAGACUGUGAGACACACCAGGAAGGUAAAUGCAGAGUUUCAAACCAGCAUUCACAGGACAAGUCCUCGAGCAACGCAAAUAAAAGGAUUCAGGAAAAUAGAGUUGUUUCAAGUGGUAUAGCUCAGAUCCCAACAAUCAUAGAUGCACCUACCAACUCACAGGCUACGCAAUCAUCUCUGACGUGUCAGGAAUGUGGCCAGGGUUUUACGUAUUACAAGAGGUUUGAGAAGCACCAAUGUUCCAAAAGAGCUCCUCGAAGGAAAAAGCAAACAAACACGAACCAUUUCGUUAUCAAUGCAUGUAAUAUCCUAUCAGCUGACAAUACCAAUAGGAGCCAUGCUCAGACAAGUUCUGAAACAAGGGAAAGUGAAACUCCAGUCUCCGCAGACAAUGCAGAUGCCUCCCAGGCUAAAUCUCGCACAAUCAAGUGCACCAUGUGUGAGAAGAACUUUUCAAAAAUUGUUCUCAUGAAAAGACAUUAUUCCAAGUCCCAUAAAGUUAGAGGCUCAUACCCCUGUCCUUUGUGCAAUAGAACUUUUUCUAGGUUGAGCGAAUUGGUUCGACACCAGCAAAACAAAAAAUUGUACCAGUGCACUGCCUGCAAGAAAUGUUACACAAAGCCAGGACUACUAAAUGAUCAUGAAAAACUACAUACUGCAAGUGUAACACCACGCAUUUGUGAAACAUGCGGGAAAAGCUUCAAAUAUCUCGCUCAUCUGAUUCUGCACCAGCGCAAGCAUAGAGAACGGCAACCUAGUGUUUGUUCCUACUGUGGGAAACAGUUCAAUACAAAAGACAGCCUGAGAGCGCAUAUGGUGAGGCACACAGAUGGUUACCCGUGCCCAGUAUGCGGGAAGAAAUUCUAUCAAAAAACAUACCUUAAAUGGCAUCUGUAUAAACACACGGGGCAAGAGCCGUACCUCUGUGACACAUGUGGGAAAGGCUGGCCGAGUGCAGCUCAGCUCAAGCUUCACAUGGUUCAACAUACAGAGGAUAGGCCGUUUAAGUGUGAAGACUGUGGUGUGUGUUACAAGAGGGGAUCUCAUUUGAUGGCUCACCGUAGAGCCAAACAUAUCGGGUUGCGGCCAUUCGUGUGUGAGGUUUGCAGCAAAGCCUUUAGAUUAAACAAUGAGCUGAAAAAACACAUGAUGGUUCACACAGGGGAACGGCCAUACACGUGUCCAAGGUGUGGCAAAACAUUUACGAGAAAAUCUCGCCUUAGGGAACAUAGAGAAAAGGCAUGUCUGUAACUUCAUGUUGUUUGUUGACUACUGUUCACGAUUCAUGUGCCAUACUACAUUCUACCACCACAUACAGUACAUACAUAAGUAACCAUAAUAACUUACGCUUAAUAUAACCUUAACUUGUGUCAUCCACUGUAUCUCAAUGCUGUGUAUGUAUGACUUUUAUGGUUAAGCUACAGAUGUUUAAAUAAACUACUACAUUUUGUCUGACAUUGUGAAUGAUUUUCAUUCACUGAGAAUAAAAAUGGCCUUGCUGCACA